Messenger RNA from Arachis duranensis, 1137 nucleotides. RefSeq names its product transcription factor MYB13. The record is from RefSeq and is a predicted model, not a curated record. The transcript has 3 exons. The coding region runs from base 178 to 1107 and encodes 309 amino acids. NCBI's taxonomy places the organism in Eukaryota, Viridiplantae, Streptophyta, Magnoliopsida, Fabales, Fabaceae.
AAUCGAAACCCACACUCAUCAAUUGCUCUUGUUUUGUGUUCCUCUCUAACUCUCUCACACCCCAAUUAGAACUACAAGAUUCAAAUACAAACUAAAAACUAAACACUACUCACUAAGGUUGCUAUCUUAGUGUGUUGUUGUUAAUAAUUACUUGGUUGAAUUGAAUUUGAAGGGAAGAUGGUUAGAACACCUUCUUGUGACAAGAGUGGAUUGAGGAAAGGUACUUGGACUCCUGAGGAAGAUAGGAAGUUAAUUGCCUAUGUUACUAGGUAUGGUAGCUGGAAUUGGCGCCAAUUGCCUAAGUUUGCAGGACUGGCUAGGUGUGGGAAAAGUUGUAGAUUGAGGUGGAUGAAUUACCUAAGGCCUAAUCUCAAAAGAGGGAACUUCACUCAAGAGGAAGAAGCUUGCAUAAUCAAAUUGCAUUCUAAACUUGGAAAUAGAUGGUCUGCCAUUGCUGCGGAACUACCUGGAAGAACUGAUAACGAAAUCAAGAACCAUUGGCACACCACACUCAAGAAGCGCUUCCAAACCAAUGAAGAAGAAUCCAAACCCAAAGAAACUACUCAGAUCUCAGCAGAGAGCAACACUACUACUACUUCACCAUUAUCACCAUUGUCAUCUUCAAGUGAAUUUUCCUCCAGAACUUCCUGGGAUCAAAGUCACAAUAAUAAUAAUAAUAAUAAGAACAAUCUGGUUCUUGAAGACGACGAUUUCGCUUUUCUGGAUGGAAGUUUCUGGACAGAACCAUAUCUUGCUGAAAUCUUGCAUGAACAAGAAACAGUAGUAACAGUGCCUAGUAGUACUAGCAAUGUGUUUGAUCCUUGUGAAAUCUCAGUGGCCAAUGAAAAUGAAGAGUUGGAAUUAUCAUCCAACAACAGUACGUCAAGUUUGUUUGAUCUGGAGAAAGAGUUUGGGAGCUUCUUGAUUGAACCAACAAUGAUGGAAAGUUUUUGGACCCAGCCAUGUGUGUCUGAAUCUGAUGACGUGUCCCACAUUCCUUUUAUGCCUCCAUCAUCUGAAUACUUUACAACGCUGUGUGGGUCAGAUCCUUGGAGCACUCCAAGUACUACUCAUUUGUAUGAUCAACAUCUUAGCUUAUUCCAUUGAAUAAAAUCUAAUAUAAUGUUGGGAUUUUCA